Molecule: messenger RNA, 2776 nt
Organism: Drosophila innubila
Lineage: Eukaryota; Metazoa; Arthropoda; Insecta; Diptera; Drosophilidae
Gene: Lgr1
Product: lutropin-choriogonadotropic hormone receptor
Exons: 18
Coding region: 1-2259 (752 amino acids)
Biological process (GO): G protein-coupled receptor signaling pathway
Cellular component (GO): membrane
Molecular function (GO): protein binding; protein-hormone receptor activity; G protein-coupled receptor activity
Source: RefSeq, a predicted model, not a curated record
AUGACACAUACGCCAGACACAACAACAACACCGUUGAAUGAUAAUGAGCUCGAAUGUCGCUGCGAGGGAGAAGCACUGACACGUGUGCCACAGACAUUACAGCUGCCACUACAAAGGCUAACUAUUGCAUCUGCGGGCUUGCCACGUUUACGGUCGGUUGGAUUGAAGGUGUAUGGAGCCACAUUAUUAGAUGUUGCAUUCAUUAAUUGUCUUCAACUUGAAGCUAUACAGGACAGCGCUUUUUCCAACUUAACGGUUCUCCGGACUAUUUAUAUUUCACAAGCGCCGAAAUUAACAUUCCUGUCCAAAGAUGUUUUUGAGGGAAUUUCCGAUACCAUAGAAAUUAUACGAAUAAUUAAUAGUGGUUUAACAAGCGUACCCGAUCUUGGACACUUACCACCCUAUAAUAUUUUGCAAAUGAUAGAUCUCGAUAAUAAUCAAAUUUCUCGAAUUGAUUCCAAAUCUAUUAAAGUGAAGACUGCACAAUUUGUUUUGGCAAACAAUGACAUAACAUUUAUUGACGAUUCCGCGUUUAUGGGUUCCAAAAUAGCAAAACUUUCAUUAAGGGACAAUCGAAAACUAACCGAUCUUCAUCCAAAUGCCUUCUAUGGCAUAAUUGAUAUAACCGAGCUUGAUCUCUCAAGCACUUCACUAGUCCGGUUGCCAUCAGCUGGACUGCAAUCCGUGGAGGUGUUAUACAUAACAAAUACGCAUACCUUGAAAACAAUACCCUCAAUAUAUAAUUUUCAGAACUUACAGAGAGCUCAUUUAACGCACUCUUUUCAUUGCUGUGCAUUCCAAUUCCCCUCAAGACAUGAUCCCCAAAGACACGCCCAGCGUAUGCAGGAACUGGAGAAGUGGAGAGAACAGUGCAACAGUAAUCGUGAUGUUCGCAAGCAAUUAAACAGUCAAAGAAACCCCAUACCAGAGGAUAGAACAUUUGAUGAUCAUUGGGGCCGUUGGGAACGGAGUAUACCCAAUCAGGUUGAUAAUAUGGUAUUGUAUGACAACACUGAUGAUCCAUUGAGCGUGGGUACACCCAAUACAUAUAACUAUUUAACCGAUUCCACAAUGAAUAACGUUGGAGUUUUUCAUGAGGAAAUUACAUUGAAUCCCGACGAUGAUCAACUAGCUGAAUAUUGCGGUAACUUUACAUUUAGAAAACCUAAUAUUGAGUGCUAUCCCAUGCCAAAUGCUCUGAAUCCCUGCGAGGAUGUCAUGGGCUAUCAAUGGCUUCGAAUAGCUGUUUGGAUUGUUGUUGCAUUGGCUGUUGUUGGCAAUGUUGCGGUACUCACAGUCAUCCUUUCCAUUAAAUCUGAAAGUGCAUCGGUUCCCCGGUUUUUAAUGUGCCACCUGGCAUUUGCUGACCUUUGCCUAGGACUUUAUCUGCUGCUUAUUGCCUCAAUAGAUGCGCAUUCAAUGGGCGAAUACUUUAACUAUGCUUUCGAUUGGCAGUAUGGAUGGGGCUGCAAGAUCGCAGGAUUUUUGACCGUUUUCGCUAGUCAUUUGUCGGUCUUUACCUUAACUGUUAUCACAAUCGAACGAUGGUUCACAAUUACACGUGCUUUGUAUUUGGACAAGCGUAUGAAAUUGCGUCAGGCUGCUGGAAUUAUGCUAUUGGGUUGGCUCUACUCAAUUUUCAUGUCGUCGUUGCCUUUAUUUGGCAUCAGUAAUUAUUCAUCAACGAGUAUAUGUUUACCCAUGGAAAAACGUGACACUUACGAUUCUGUGUACUUGAUAUUGAUUUUGGGCUGCAAUUUUAUGGCUUUCACAAUUAUUGCCAUAUGCUAUGCCCAAAUAUACAUAUCACUGGGUCAUGAAACUCGUCAUGCACGUGAUAACAUUCCCGGCGAGAUAAGCAUAGCCAAAAAGAUGACACUUUUGGUAUUUACAAAUUUCACUUGCUGGGCUCCAAUUGCUUUCUUUGGACUUACUGCUUUGGCCGGAUAUCCGUUGAUCAACGUUACUAAAUCGAAAAUAUUAUUGGUUUUCUUUUAUCCCUUAAACUCUUGUGCUGAUCCAUAUCUAUAUGCUAUACUAACUUCUCAGUACCGUCAGGAUUUGAUCACCUUAUUGUCAAAAUUGGGUAUUUGCCGUCGAACUUUAGUGAAAUAUAAACACAGUGAAUCCUUGCCUGCAACUACACAGUACACAUUACGCGGCUCCAUUGAUCGUAACAACUCACUUGGCCAAAAGGGUCAAGUCGAACUGCUUGCGGAGACACAGAAAAUGCUAAGGAAUGAAGAGGAAUAUGUGUAAAAGAUUCUACGCGUUUUUAUUAUUGAUCAUCCGACGUCUUCCUUAUAUACCAUCCGAUUUUUAGUCUAAAAAAAGCUUGUAUUGCUGAAACUGUCCUAGGACAAAAAAAAACUAGUUUUAAUUAUAAAGAAAGCAAAGGUUUCUAAUAAAAAAAACUUGCUAGUUAAGUUGUGAUAAUAUUAUUUUAAUUACUUUUAUUUACAUUGUAAUAAUUAUUUUGACCUUAAGCUCUCUAUAAUCGUAAAUGAUUACUAGCACAUGUCCUAAAAUAAUGUGAAUUCAUCAAAUCUUACAUCAGCAGUAUUGAUAAUUUAGUUUUAAAUUUAUAAAAUAGCUUUAAAUAAAUUGAUUUGAGAAAAUUUAGCUGCGCUAAACUUGCAAUUCAUAUGUAUUUCACCAACUUGCACUCAAUGGUGUUUCUCUUAACUAAUAAUGUAAUGAAUUUUCGACUAUAAAAAGUAAUAUAAUCUUUAAAAAAGUAAUAAGAACAUGUAAUAAAAAAAUGGGACUUUUAAAC